AUGAACCAAUGCCGUGUCUUCGCAUUUAAACACAGCCAUGAAAAUGAAUACACCAGCACACAAACUGAUGACGUAUUUCACAACCACAUUGCCAAACCCGCCAUAUUGCGGCAAGAUAUCACAUUUUCCCGAUUUCUGCUAAUACGUAGGUUAAUCCAAAUUUACCAAAAUCAAGCCAGGAACUUCCAGUUCUCUGACGAUGAAGAGGAUGAAAAGCGUGUGGUUAAAAGCAGGAAGGAUAAGAGGUACGAUGAGUUGAGAGGACUGAUAAAAGACAUGAAGAAUCACAAAAAGAUUAAAGAUUGUGCAAAAGUUUGUUCAGAUUUUGAAGACCAACAGAAGGCUUAUGACAAAUGCAAGAAGAUCAUCCAAGAGGAGGGAAAGCCAAGAUUCUAUAUCCGCAAUCUCGUAGAACUGGAAGAGUUCAUUGGAGAGGUAUGGGAAGACCGGGAACAAAGGAAGAAAAUGAGCAAGCUGAAUGCCAAGGGAUUGACGACCCUCCGCCAAAAGUUCAGGAAGUACAUCCGAGACUUUGAGGAUGAUAUGAGUAAAUACAAAGAGGCCCCUGACAAAGAGAGUGAUGUUUCAGCGGAGGAGGUGGAAGAAUCGAGCGAUUCCGAAAGUGAGACUGAAGGAGAUGUCAUGAAGGCUGCCGACUUCAUAAAGAAAGCUGAAAAGAAGAAAAAGUCUGAACCCAAGCCCAAAAUGGACGAUGACUCAUCUGACGAUUCUAUGGACUGGGGAAGUGACUCAGAUGAGUCGAGCUCUAGCUCUGAUGAAGAGAAAGAUUACACCAACAUUCUACAGAAGUUCUUGAAAAAGACCCCAGCAGAGGCAGAGAAAAAGAAGGAAAAGAAAGACAAGAAGAAAGUUGAGAAGAAGAAGAAGGUUGAAGAAGAAGAUGAAGAUCAGGAAGAUGCUGGAGGAGACUGGGAAGUGGUUCCUGGAGGACAAUUUUUGGAGAAAAAGCGUCCCAAAAUGUUCGCUAAGAAUACAGAAAUUAACCACGAAGUUAUCCUCAAAAAGCUCAUGGAGCUUGUUUCUGCACGUGGUAAGAAGGGUACAGAUCGUCAGGAACAAAUCGAGUUGAUGGAAGAGUUACGUACUAUAGCUAACACAAAUAAUCUCGGAAUUGGGUUGGAUGUUAAGAUACUUUUGUGUCAUAUUUCCUCCGUGUUCGACUACAAUCCAAAUAUUGCGACGUGCAUGAAAUCUGAACUCUGGGAAAAGUUGAUCUCUCAUCUGAAUGAAUUGAUUGCAAUCCUUGUGAACAACCCUAACAUAACUGUGUGGGAGAAGAUUCCUGAAGAUAGUGAGCAAGUCACUGAAAGUCCAUUCAAAGUGAGGGGGUGUGUGCUCACUAUGGUUGAGAGAAUGGACGAAGAGUUCACUAAGAUGCUUCAAGCUUGUGAUGCCCAUAGCACCGAAUAUGUUGACAGGUUGAAGGAUGAGCCAGUUGUAUGCAGCAUUAUUGAAAAAUUACAAGUCUAUAUGGAAGAGAAAUCCACGUCUGAUGAGCUCUGUCGAAUCUAUCUUAGGAGAAUCAUGCAUACAUACUACAAGUUUGAGGAAGACUACAUGAUGGGUAGAGAUCUGAGUUCAGGGGCUCUAAUGAAACGUCUGUGUACGUACAUCUACUCCAAAGAUAACACAGACAGAUUGAGGACCCAAGCUAUGUUAUGCCAGAUCUACCAUUUGGCUAUACAUGACUGCUGGUAUGACGCAAGAGACCUAAUGCUGAUGUCUCAUUUGCAAGAUAUGAUUCAACAUUCUGAUGUACCAACACAGAUCUUGUACAACAGAACUAUGGUACAGCUAGGUCUGUGCGCGUUUAGACAGGGACACAUCAAGGAUUCCCAUAAUGCACUUGUGGACAUACAGAGUACUGGGAGAGCCAAGGAACUGCUAGCUCAGGGUUUACUGUUGCAACGUCAGCGUGAAAGAACAGCUGAAGAAGAGAAAAUUGAGAAACGUCGACAGAUGCCAUACCACAUGCAUAUAAACUUAGAACUUCUGGAAUGUGUUUAUCUGGUAUCCGCCAUGUUGCUGGAAAUUCCAUAUAUGGCAGCUCAUGAAUUUGAUGCACGUCGUCGUAUGAUCAGCAAGAACUUCCACCAUGUGAUGCGUGUGAGUGAUCGUCAGCCCCUAGUCGGCCCCCCUGAGAGUAUGAGAGAACACGUCGUAGCUGCCUCUAAAUCAAUGAAGACAGGAGACUGGAGAAGUUGCAAGAAUUAUGUAAUCAAUGAAAAGAUGAACACCAAGGUGUGGGAGUUGUUCUACCAACCAGAGAAGACCAGAGAUAUGAUAGUGACAAAGAUCCAGGAGGAAUCUCUUCGAACGUACCUCUUCACAUACAGCAGUGUCUAUGACUCUCUCAGCAUGGUCACUUUGGCAGAUAUGUUUGAGCUUGAGAAGGCUGUCGUUCACUCUAUUAUAAGCAAGAUGAUUAUCAAUGAAGAACUUAUGGCCUCUCUAGAUGAACCCACCCAGACUGUUGUCAUGCAUCGUACAGAACCUACUCGCUUCCAAUCUCUCGCGCUACAGCUCUCCGAGAAGGUAGCAUCACUGGUAGAAAAUAAUGAAAAUAUUAUGAAGUUCAAAAUGGGACAAUUUUACCAGUUUAAUAAAGGAGGCCAAAAUAAAGAUGGAACUUAUGUUCAAAGGCCAGGUCAGAAGCAAUGGGGACAAAAGAGGAACUACCAGGAAGGGGAGGGAUACGGUGGAAGGAAUCAACAAAAUGAAGGUGGUUAUCGGCAAAGAUACAACAAAGAUGGCGGUGAAGGAUAUAAUAACCGGCAAAGAUACAACAAAGAUGGCGGUGAAGGAUAUAAUAACCGUGGCAAGGGAAAAUACGAUAAUAGGGAGAAUAAAGGAGGUUACCAAGGAGGUGGCGGUUACCAAGGAGGCGGCGGUUACCAAGGUGGAGGUGGCAGAGCAUGGCAGCAACAGUACUGACAGUAAAUCCCUACACCAAGGACUAUUUUCCAAGAUGAAGCUAUUUAUACUUGUAAAACAGCAUAUUGGACAAUUACAGUAUAUGGGACUGAAAUACUAAAAUAUAGGGAUUCCCCAACCAUGUUAAACUAUUCUCUAACAUUUAAUUAUUCAAUAGAAUUGUGAUAAAAAGAAUUGAACGUCAGUUAUUUUCAUUGAAAUAUUUAAGGGCCUUUUUUUUUAAUUUGAAUUUAUUUUGCAAUAUGAUAUAUGUCAGUUUUAUUGCAGAGUAUUAGAAAAAUAUCAUGAAAUGUGUGGUAUGAGAAUGAGUCGAAAUAAAAUCAGUCAAAUUUUAUACAUCUUUUUUGUUCACAAUUUGUAUGUAAACUGUUUGGAGUAAAUCAUAGGAUGUUAGUCUAACAUCUUUUCACUCUCUAAUAGUAUAAUAGAAAGAGGGGAUAUGGAAACAAGGCAUUAACUUGAAAAAUGUCAC
This is a messenger RNA of Owenia fusiformis, 3427 nucleotides long. The record is from the annotation of a GenBank genome assembly. Lineage: Eukaryota; Metazoa; Annelida; Polychaeta; Sabellida; Oweniidae.